AUGACAAGUGCUGUUGCCGGUGGUGGUGGUGGUGGUGGUGAUUACUCCAAUGGUGGACACGGUGGUGGUGGUGGUGGCAAUGUCAAUGGCGACUACGCAGCAGCCAGCAGCGGUGGUGGUGGAUCGGGUGGCUAUGACGGCCCAGCCUCGGGACAUUCAGGACAUUCAGACAACUAUGGCUCAUCAGGAGGUAGUGGCUCUGUUGGUGGUGGCGGCAGUGCUGGUGGUUACAGUGGAGGCAACAACAUCGAGUCUGCCGGUGGAUCAGCCGGUGGAUACAGUGGUCACUCAGGUGGAAGCGGAAAUGGCGGAGGAAGAGUAGGAGGAUCUGGAGACUACAGCGGGGGCGGCGGUGGAAGUGGUGGACUGUCUGGUGGCCUACACUCCUCCGAUGACUCACCAGUUAUUCCGGUGAUUAUCAUUCAGAAGAGCGAUGACUCAGCUAAAUCAGCAGGAGGAGGUGCUGGCGGUGGUGGAUACUCUAAUGGCGGAGGAAACGUCGGCGGUGGAAAUGGUGGAAGUGGCUAUGGCGGCGGAGGAUUUAGCGGUGGUGCAAGUGGAGGAGGCGGUUACGGUGGAAGCUCUUCAGGCGGAGGAGGUGGAUUUGGUGGAGGAUUUUCAUCUGGAGGUGGUGGUGGCGGUGGCGGUUACAGCGGAUCGGGCGGAUUUGGCGGUGGAAACUUUGGCAGUGGAGGUGGUGGCAGUAGUAGCUCAUCAGGCUUCUCCAGUGGCUACGGAAAUGUUCAGUCAUCAUCGGGACCAUCAUCAGACGGAGGAUACAGCAAUGGAGGCCCAUCCGGAGGCUUUGGAGGAGGAUUUGGCCCCUCAGGAGGAGGCGGAUUCGGCUCUUCAGGAGGAGGAAAUGGAGGAGGCUACGGAAUGGCCAUGUCUUCAGGCUUUGGCGGCGGAAGUGGCUUCGGAUUUGCCGGACCAUCUGCUGGCGGCGCCGGAAAGCAGAGUGCCAAUGCCGGCUACAACCUCGGCCAGGCGUUCGCUAAUCUAGGCAUGAGCAUGGGCGGAUUCGGUGGAGGAUUCGGGGGCGGAAAUGGCGGCAACUUUGGCGGCUACAAUGCUGGCGGAAAUGCUGGUGGUGGCGGCGGUAACUUUGGCGGUAGUGCUGGUGGAGGAGGAGGCUACGGAAGUGGUGGAAAACAAUCAUUUGGCAAUGGCGGCGGCAACGGCGGUGGUGGCGGCGGUUAUGGUGGAUCAUCAGGCGGUG
Rhagoletis zephyria (snowberry fruit fly) is the source of this 1219-nucleotide messenger RNA. The record is from RefSeq and is a predicted model, not a curated record. Lineage: Eukaryota; Metazoa; Arthropoda; Insecta; Diptera; Tephritidae.